Messenger RNA from Amoebophrya sp. A25, 1005 nucleotides. The record is from the annotation of a GenBank genome assembly. NCBI's taxonomy places the organism in Eukaryota, Dinophyceae, Syndiniales, Amoebophryaceae.
GCAAUUUUUACUAUGGACAUGGAGGAAAUGGCUACGGAUGUGGUUAUGGAGGUGCAUCGUCCUCUGGCUCUGGUAGCUACCAAUACCAGAAUCAGUCAUGGAACAAUUACUACAAAAAUAGUUACGACUCAUGUGGCGCGAAUUGGGCUACUGGAGGUGCGGACGCAGGUGACUGGACAACUGACAAAUGUCACUAUGAGCAGUACGACUUCUAUAACCACAAGAACUGCAGCUGGCCAAAUGCAGGCGGGACUGCCUCCGGAGCAGAGGCCGAGAACAAGGACAGCAGCAAUGAAAAGGAUGUGUCGGCGUCUGGUGAAGCGAAGGAUCAUGAGCAUAAAAGUACUAAGUCUAAGGAGGAAGAUAAGACACAAAAGCAAGGCUUGACUGGAGAUGAACACGAAGCACCACAAGAAGAAACUACUGGCGUCGCCGCUACAGCUACCAAGACUGUCAGCGAAGACGUUGACACACAAGCGGAGGAAACCCAGCAUACGGCAGAACGUCUCCUUGUACCUAAACAGCAUGAUCAAAGUCCUACAACAGAGCAAGAUCAUGAGUGUGCUGAAGAUACUCAUGACGCGUUUUCGAGUAUGAAGACCCCUAGGCCUCGUCCAGUCGAAGAUGAUGCGACAGCGACGCCAGGCUCUUCUUUAGCCGGUCACUCUCCACCGGAGGAUUCGGGAUGCACUCCGCUAAGUGCCCAGCAGCUUCAUCUAGAUACUUCUGCUGCAAUGGCGUCAACGGGUAAGAAUUUGUUGAUGGAAGAUGGUGAAGGCAACCAUGUUGAUGAGCAUGAUGUCGAGGAGGAAAAGCAGGACGAGAUGAAAGACGAGAAAGCACGGAACGGAACCCAAUACUCCAAAGUAGAAGAGGAGCCGAUAGAGGAUGUUUGUUUCGCAGCUCCUGAUCUUGAGGAUCAUGCUGAUAAAGACAUGCACUUUGCUGCAAAAGAUGACGAUGGUCAAGAGCAAUCCCAGACUUCAUUCCAACCUCAUCUUGGAG